Messenger RNA from Penicillium verrucosum, 435 nucleotides. RefSeq lists its product as uncharacterized. Gene Ontology annotation, molecular function: heme binding; oxidoreductase activity, acting on paired donors, with incorporation or reduction of molecular oxygen; monooxygenase activity. Bases 1 to 435 code for a protein of 144 amino acids. The transcript has a single exon. Lineage: Eukaryota; Fungi; Ascomycota; Eurotiomycetes; Eurotiales; Aspergillaceae. The record is from RefSeq and is a predicted model, not a curated record.
AUGCGACUCGUCCCAGAAGUCCCAAAUAUAUCACCUCGCUGUGUGCAAACCGGUGGCAUCACAGUAGGCGGUGAAUAUAUCCCCGAACGGACAGUCAUCGGAGCCUCAAUAUACACCCUUAUGCGUAACGGGGAUUAUUUCCAGAAGCCCGACGACUAUUGGCCAGAACGAUGGUUCGUUAACCCUGAAGCUGGGAUUGAUUCAGAGGCUCUUGCGCGAGCGCAGAAGGUAGUCUGUCCAUUUGGUGUGGGACCAAGGUCUUGCGUUGGGUGGAAAUUGGCUUGGUUGAAACUGAAUGUGAUGCUCGCAAGGACGCUUUUCAUAUAUGAUAUUUGGCUGCCACCGGAGGCAGAUUGCUGUGAGAUGGGGACUACAGGGGAGAUAUGUGAUUACAGCAUAAAGGGGUGGGCGAUUGCCUUUGGUGAAGGACUAUGA